GCCUUCAGUCUUUACAGCCACAUGUGUAUGUCGUUAGGAAUCAAGCUCACUUUCAAUCAGUUGCAGGUGCUGAGGUUGGAUUUGCCUUUCAGCCUUAAUGGGUGAAGACACUUAUAAAAGCUGUUGCAGCAGACAGCGCACACAUAGUACCACCCCGGCCAGAAUAUACACAAAGCAAGUGGUUCACCUUAGCACAUGUUGGUUGGCAGGCAGGUGUAGUUUUCUAGCCGCUAGCUUUAAACUCUGCCAACACAUCCAUUGCGAUGGAUUUUGGGUUCUGCCUUGGUGUUUCCUUACUCCUGUCUGUGUGGUCCACUGCAAAAUGUUCUGGCAUCCCCAAAGGAGCUCUUCAUAUGGAGUGUCGUGAUCGUUACUUCAUGAUAGCUGUUGAUCUCUCCUUCACUGGGGACGAACCUCUCUUUGAGGCCGUUGAUCGGACGGGUGUGUACGCCAUCACUAGGUGGUAUGCAGCUCAGUGUGGCUACAGCGUCAGACUUCUCCCUCUACUGGGUCACGUGGAGCUCCGAGCCUCUUACUUCAGCUGUCACACUGACAACAAUGAUGAUGAGGUCUUCUUGUUUAACUUCAACUUGACUGUGACGCAUGAAGGACGGGAGGACAGCUAUGCCCUGAACAAGACCUGUUCUCCCUCUCUCCCCUGGUCUCCCAGAGAAAUUACCUGUGAGGAAAACUACAUGGAGGUGUCUGUGAGGAGUGAAGUCGCCUGUCCCGCUCGGACAGUAAAGGAUGACUGGAGUGCUCUUAAACCUGCACAUAGCUCCACCACCUCAGACUGGCAGGUGACGUUUCAGAGAAAUGAGGAGCAGUUGCCCCCCAUGGCCCUCUCUGAUGCUCGCAAGAAGGGCUACGCGUUUGGCUUGACCGAUGGCAGGCUGGUGUUUCGUACUCCGUACGGGCAACCUGAAGCAUUCAGCACUGAGGUGAAUGGCGUUCCAGUAGAGGAGGUCCAUGCAACUCUGUUCUCCAGACAAAGCUGGGUUGUCCUCAUGGUCGACCUGGUGACUGCUUGCUCCAUGUAUGAAGGAUCUUAUGAUGACAGCGGCUACAUGGUGUGGCGAACUCCUGAAGUGCCGUACCGGAGUCUUCACGGAACACAACUCAACAUUGGUCUCAAUGGUGAACUUGUGGCGCAGCCAGUUGCAGAGGACAGACACUUUGUUGUGGGGAACAUUAACGCCACAGUCCAGAUAAGCGUCCCCUUAACUGCUGAAGGAGGAUACAGGAAGAGCUUCGUGCUUGGUGAUCUCUUUGAGAUUUAUGUGUUUCAUCUCUACUUGGAGCAAAUCCUGGCGGCCGAGGAUCGGGUAGAAACCAGAGUACGAUUCCAAAGGACUCUGUCCACUCCUCUGCUGCCACACCCCAUUUUCACUGAAAACCAAACGGUUGCUGACGAACUCUCAUUCACGGUCUACCUCGGAGACGUCCCCGAAGACAUGGAGUUGGUUGCUGUUUAUUUGAAUGGAGACGAAUUUACAGUUCACUUUAUGAACACGAGAAGCCACAAUAUCACUAAAGUUGUUCACCCCAACAACACUCUUGGUUACGUUCUAAAGGUGCCUUUUGAUGACCCUGUUGUCCUGCUGCAGUUCUCUGACGAUGCAGUUCUUCACUAUGAGCUGAACAUCAACUACACACUGACAAUCCUGCCUGAAAACAAGCCUUUUUACCAUGUGACAUCAGUCAUGGCAUUCAUUGAUGCCUCUCCUCCAGCCUUUGAUGCCGUCUGUUCCAAGUCUGGCAUCAGCUUCAGUCGGGACCACCGGCCGUAUGACUCCCUCUGGGAGAUCAGUAUCGGCUCAGACCUGCUCACACCAGAGCUGGCGGCCAAACACGGCUACAUCAUGAGCAACAAUAGCCAGAGUCUGUGGCUAAUGGUGCCACUCUUCUCUCACGGCUACAAGUACAACAGCAUUAGUUUGAAGGGCUUCUAUGGCACCUUCAAGAUCCUCAUGCGGGAUCAUCAGACAUCAGAGGUCGAAAGCUCAACCAUCAAGAGUUGUCCGUUCUCUACUAAUGAACUCAUUUUGUGUUCGACUCUAGGGAGGUUGACUGUGGUGGCCGACAUGUCUCUGGCCAUCCCAAGCAGAGGACUUCCUGCAAGAUUCAACCUGGUCGACAAAUUCUGUGGCGCCAGAGAGAACGACGGCACCAGGGCUCUGUUCUCUUUUCCAAUCAACACCUGUGGAACCACCAUCGAGCUCAGCAUGGGAAAUGUGACCUAUCAAAAUGAGAUUUUCUAUAGCGGGAGCAGUCGGGUACACUCUGACGCUGUUGAGAGGGUGAUGGUACAGUGCACAUAUCCUCUGGCUAGUCUGCAUCGCCUCUUCACAACGUUUCGGUUUGAGGCUGACACAGCUGGUAUCGGCAGCAUCAUCCACACUGCACGGCCCGUAUCGGAUAUGCAGAGUCUCACCAUCGAGCCCACUGCAGCGCUUCAAACCACACCUGCUAGUCCAGCUGUCUCGCGCAUGCAUGCUGACCAUCCCUCUACUCGCUACAUCAAAGUUCCUAGUUUUGACAAACUUGCCAGUGUGUUGAAGAGAAAGAGCACAAGGAUCCAAGCAAAGUAAAUCCUGCCCUAAUUUGAAGGAAGUGUAAUUUUUAAAUGGAAAAUUUUUAAUUUAAUAAAGCUGUUUUUCUUAAA
Molecule: messenger RNA, 2665 nt
Organism: Anarrhichthys ocellatus (wolf-eel)
Lineage: Eukaryota; Metazoa; Chordata; Actinopteri; Perciformes; Anarhichadidae
Exons: 18
Coding region: 264-2591 (775 amino acids)
Source: RefSeq, a predicted model, not a curated record